GCUGGCUGGGGUGCUGAGACCGUUAACUCGCCAGGCUGGCAGGCUCCCGGCGGCUACUCCACUGGAGGCCGAGAUGGAGACGAUGCGGGCGCAGCGGCUGCAGCCUGGGGUGGGCACCGGCGGGAGGGGCACUCUGCGGGCAUUACGGCCCGGAGUGACCGGGGCCGCGGCUGCCGCCACCACACCCCCAGCGGGCCCGCCACCGGCCCCGCCGCCCCCCGCCCCGCCCCCGCUGCUCCUGUCUGGGGGCCCCGGCCUGCCCCUGCCCCCCGGCGCCUCCGGCAGCCCCGCGGUGCUACGGGAGGCCGUGGAGGCUGUGGUGAGGAGCUUCGCCAAACACACGCAGGGCUACGGCCGAGUGAAUGUGGUGGAGGCACUUCAGGAAUUCUGGCAGAUGAAGCAGUCCCGUGGGGCUGACUUGAAGAAUGGGGCCCUAGUGGUUUAUGAGAUGGUGCCUUCCAACAGCCCUCCAUAUGUCUGCUAUGUCACCCUGCCUGGGGGAAGUUGCUUUGGGAGUUUCCAGUUUUGCCCCACAAAAGCUGAGGCCCGGCGGAGUGCAGCAAAGAUUGCACUAAUGAACUCUGUGUUUAAUGAACAUCCUUCCCGGAGAAUCACUGAUGAGUUCAUUGAGAAGAGUGUCUCUGAGGCCUUGGCAUCUUUCAAUGGCAACAGGGAGGAGGCUGACAACCCAAAUACAGGGAUUGGUGCUUUUCGUUUCAUGUUGGAAUCCAACAAGGGCAAGUCAAUGUUGGAGUUCCAGGAGCUAAUGACCGUUUUCCAACUGCUGCACUGGAAUGGCAGCCUUAAGGCCAUGAGGGAAAGACAGUGCUCUCGGCAGGAGGUGUUGGCACAUUAUUCACACCGAGCUCUGGAUGAUGAUAUUCGCCACCAAAUGGCAUUGGACUGGGUGAGCCGGGAGCAGAGUGUGCCCGGGGCACUGUCUAGAGAGCUGGCCUCCACUGAGCGAGAGCUGGAUGAAGCGAGGCUGGCAGGCAAGGAGCUGCGCUUCCACAAGGAGAAGAAAGAUAUUCUCAUGCUGGCUGCUGGGCAGUUGGGCAAUAUGCAUUCUUCCAACUGCUAAGCAUCUACCCACGUACAUCCCAUCCUCUCCUGGUCCUUUUUUAUGUCUCCUUUCUAAGACUUAGGAUGCUUUCUGUACAUACUUUCUCAAUUUUAUACUUUCAAAUAUAGAUAUAUAUAUAUAUAUGUAUAAAUUCUACACCUGGAUUCCUAUGUGCUAAAAAAUCCCAUUUCUUAUUUCCAGCAUUUGGAUGUAGUUUCAUUGGAAACAUCCCCACUCCAAUUUAUGAGAAGGCUGUCUUUGGAGCUUUGCUGGCUCUCAUACUCCCAAAUUUCAGUAGCACAGAAUGAUUGACUAAGUGUUCACAUCUCCAUCUUUUAAAAGGACAGGUAGCCUGAAUAAGGAGUAUGUGCCCCACACUCACCCUCAUUCUUGCUUUCUUUUAGAUUCAAACAGAGCAUGAGUAUGAAGCCUUGAGCUAAACCUGCUUGGCUUGGUACCAAGUUGUUCCUCCAGUAAUUAGAUCUUUCCCACCCUAGACCCCACCAUCACCACCUCUACCACCCAACUCCUUCCCUACCUCCAAAUGCUACUUUAUUUUUAGGCUUCAUUAUUAUUGAGGCUUGCCUUAUUAUCUGGUUUAUUUUUAAAUUACUCCUGAGAAAGUUCCCAGGAACAAAAGGAAUUAUAAACAUAAUUCAUGGGGCUUUACUAUCUAGGUUGCCCCCGAGGUGUAUCUAUACCAUAUCAGUACUCCAGAUUUCUGGGUGCACUCCACACUGCAGAAGAGGUCAGGGUUAAAGUUGCUUAAUCUUGAAAUAUUCCUUUCUUACUCGUCCUCCACUGCUCACCCAGCUUAGUCAAGCCCUGUAUUUAGUUCUUCCUUCUUCCUCUCCUCCCAUCAUUUUACUCUUUGGAAACAUUAUCUGUCCUAUUUGGUAAGGGCCAUGUUCUACUCGUUUCCACCAAGUUGCUGCUAUUUACUACCGUAGAUGUAUGUAACCUUAGAUUCUCAUUUGUUUUCAAUGUUUUACUCUUCCUCCACACUGAUUAUUAGAAAAUGAGUUGAUCCGGAAAGUUAGGUGAGACUUUGGUAUUAUGACAUUUCCUUAUUGGAACCUUGGGAGACUACAAGGGGGAAAGAGAAUCAAUGGUCAGCUAGUUGUGUUUUAAUACUGUGAUAUUCCCCCUCCUCUCUCAUGGGAAAUUCUCCUUUUAGAGAAUAUUUUGAGAUUUUUAUCAAAGAUAUAUUUUCUCCUUAUUUCUGUGAUCUGCUUUAUAAUAUAUUGCUCGGUGUAUUUUCUAAAUUGAGCUUGGGGAAGUUUAUUGCUCCUGCAGUUGGGCUUUCCAUUUAACAACUAUACAGACUUUGCUUUUAGAAAUAGGAGGUAGCUCUCAGUUUGCUAUUGUGGAUCAGAUAUGGACAAGACGAAAGGCAGCUUUCUUGCUUUUGAAAUCAUCUUGGUGAUCAGGACAUAGGGGGUCAGAUAUAAAGUAAUCCAGCUACGGUUGUGUUAGUGCUUGAAAGGGGCUUCCUUGAAUUCUUCAAGCCCCUCUCUAUGAAGCACAUGUGAGGAUGGAGUAGAGGCUACUAAUCUGCAUUAAAUAAUAGGUGUGUCUAUUCUAUUUUUAUUGUUGUUCAUAACCCAGAAGUCAUAAACUCUCCAAAUUCUCCUAUGCUCCUUUCUCUGGGAAGAAGUGUUAAGGGGUAUGAAUUAUGGCAAGAAUUUUUCUUUGGAUUUCCUGGGCUUAUUAUUUUUCUCGAACACCAACCAUUAAGAUCUCAAAGAACUUGAGAAAAAUUGUACCCUAAUCUGUCCAUUUGGUGUUAAAGGGUUUUCUUAUCUUUUCAGUAUUUUCUAUGUACUUAUGUGUAUAACUUUAUACAAUUAAAAAUAGAAUUUUGUCUAGUGAGCCAGAUUGACUCUUUCUUGAAACCUAUUGGAGCCCUGGUGGUGCAGUGGUUAAGAGCUAUGUCUGCUAACCAAAAGGUCAGCAGUUCAAAUCUACCAGCUGCUCCUUGGAAACCCUAUGGAGCAGUUCUACUCUGUCCUAUAGGGUCGCUAUGAGUCGGAAUCGACUGAACAGCAAUGGGUAUAUAUCAGAAGAGUUAAAAAAAAAAAAUGACCCUUUCUCUCACAUAUAUACUAAAAGUGAAUUUUUUAUUAGUUUUUUUUUGGGGGGGGGCAGGUAGAAAUAAGAUUGUACUACUGGGAAAAGGGAGCCUGCCCAGCCCUUUCUCCCUUUUCUAAACCUGUGGGGACUUUGGGUUCUGUCCUUGGCCCUUUCUCCAAUAGCUCUACCCACUCCCACUGGCAUUCUUACCUGCGUAAUGGCUUCAACUCCACUAUAUACAUUAUUCUCAAAUCUGUUUCUUCUGUGUUAACCUGUUUUGAGCUUUAUAUUUCCACCUAUUGGACAUUACCACCUGAAUAUGCCACAAGAACUUUAAACUCAUAUGUUAAAAAUAAAACUCAUCUUCUCCACACUUGAUCCUCUUUGACUCCCCAUAUCUGUUAUUGGAAUCAUUACCUACCUAGUUAUCUAAGCUAGAAACCUCAGGUUCACUUCGUGUUCCCUACUGUUAUCCAGUCACUCUAUCUCCUACAGUUCAUGUCCUUAGGAUCUCUGGGCUGGACCACUGUAAUAGCUUCCUAACAGGUCUCUGUCUCCAUUCUUAACUCCCUCCACAUCACCCACAGAUUUCUUUCUAAAACACUUGCUUAAACCAUCAUUUACCCAUCUUCACAUUCAGCAGUAUUUCCUAAAGUCUUAGAUGUGAAUCCUUGGUGUUACCUGAGAUGAUUUUAGAUGGUAGAUAGACAAACAUUUUUUAGUUUUAGUUGUUAGGCUUUUAUUUCAAUUUCUAGUAGAAAAAUAAUAGUUUUCCAUUUAUGGUAGCAAUAUUAAAAUUUUCUUUUAAUGUAAAUUUAUGUUUAAAAAGUCAGUCUAUUUAAGGAAAAAUACUAAGUAAAAAAAUAGUAAAAGACUAUUUGCACAUAUUAAAGAUCAUAAAUACUUAUUUUUGAAGUAGAGAAAUUUCUUGCUUACAGGGUAAAUUCCAAAACCCUAAGCGUGGCAUACAUUUUGACCCUAAACUGUAAUUCUGGCUUAAUUUCCCAGUCAUGCAACAUCAUCCAUAUAGAAUUUCUUGCCAUUCUGAUACUCACCCAUUCAAUGAAUAUUUACCACAUGUCUACUAUGAGCCAGGCACUUAGAUAAAGUUUGGAGAUACAGUUGUAAAUUUAUGAGUCUCUGCUCUGAGGCUUACAUUCUAAGGGGAAAAACAGACAUUAAACAAGUUAAAAGUAAACAAGGUAAUUAAAGAUUCUAAUUUAAGUUCUGUGAUGGAAAUAAGAAGCCACGGUGGUACAGUGGUUAAGAGCUCAGGCUGAUAACCAAAAGGUGAACAGUUCGAAUCCACCAGCCAGCUCCUUGGAAACCCUGUGGGGUAGUUCUACUCUGUCCUGUAGGGUCACUGAGUCAAAAUCAACUUGACGGCAACGGGUUUGAUGAAGAUAAACAGGUUGAAGAAUAGGAAGGUGGAGAAGAUGCCUUCAGGUGAGAGUAGUAUUGGGACUUAAAGGAUGAAGAUGGUCAGGCAUGUGAAGAGAUGGAGAAAGAGCAUCAGGAACAGAAGGUGCAAAAACCCUGAGAUGGGGAAGAGCAUGCAAGCCCAUAGUAGAGGGAAAGUGUAGCAAGAGCUUCACAGGUGAGGGGAAGAAUGGUAGUGGGGGAGAGGUUAGAGACAUAGGCAGAGCAGGCUGUGCAAGUUUGAAUUUUUAUUCUAAAUCCAACAGAAAGCAAGAGAAAGAUUUUUAGUAGUCAUGUGAAUACUGAUUUUGAAAAGGAUCACUCUACCUACUGAGGAGAGUGGAUUAGUAUCUCCUAGCGUCAGUACAACUGCUUUGAUUGAAAAAGCCUUAAAGGCCUAGUUCUAAUGCAAAGCCCUUCCUAACAUUCAUCUUCCUUUUCCUGAGUCCUAUUAGAAAUUCACUUUGUACUGUCAUAGCACUGUCUCUGAUACCAAUCAUAACAGAAAUGAUUGUAGAUAAUGCAAUUAUUUGUCCUGCCAUAAUCACAAGCAUUCAUAGGUUUGAUUAAUAAAUAAAUAAAUAACUGAACUUGCGGUCCACUAGUGUUGAAGGCCUACAUUGGGAUUACACAAUUUUGGUGAUAAAUGCAUUUUGCCUAAACCCUAGGUUUUCAGACAUGGAAUACCUAUACCAUGCAUGUUUAAGGCCAUGACUCCUCAGAGGUGGUAAGGAGAGUUUGGGAGCAGUUUAACUUAAAAAAACAUUGAUACCGGUCUCACCAAUUGUAUUUCAACAGCAGUAAGGUUUGUUAGCUUAAGAAAGAUAUUCCGUGCUGCAGUGCAUUACAAAGUAGCUUUUUGACCCAUUAUUACUGACUGAACUAUUUAAGAUUAAAAAAAAAACAAAAAACUGUUUUCACAGAUUAUACUGCUCCUCGGAAACGGUAUAAACCUGAAAGUUUUGACAGGAAAAACUUCCUUCAACCCCCAUAUGCUACAUGGGGUAAAAAGCGACUGAAAGCAAUUCUCUAAGAAAUGAGGCUGGACUUGACUGCCAACCGUCCUCCCCCGUGGCUUUAUUAAGUGGGAGUGGCUGGCCCCGCCUACUCCCCCAUAGUUUGACCGUCACAGUGCUGCUGCUGCAGCCAGCUCACGACCUGCCCAAGAUGGCUACCGGAUCACUUCCGUUGUCUUCCCGACUGAGACCCGCGUCUAUUUGCGUAUUUUACACUGCGCCGGAUAAGGAAUUUAGAGUUGGCUUUUGAUUGGUCAACUUGACUGGGGACCUUUCCGCUCCGCGACAGUUUCCCAGAAAAAGCAAAGAAACGGAAAGAUCACGGCUUUGGUUUCGAAGAGGGGUCCCGAGCUCGGAUGCGUGAAGACUAUGACAGCGUGGAGCAGGAUGGCGUGAACCCGGACCACAGUGCUCUGUUGAAGGCUGGAUUGUCUUUGUUAUUGGAAUGUGUGAGGAAACCACCGAAGAAGACAUCCAUGACAGAUUUGCAGAAUAUGGGGAAAUAAAAAAUAUCCACCUCAACCUGAACAGGUGAACAAGAUAUCUGAAGGGAUAUACUCUAGUUGAGUAUGAAACAUACAAGGAGGUCCAGGCUGCCGUGGAGGGACUCAGUGGCCAGGAUUCGAUGGGACAGCCAGCCCAUCAGUGUCGAUAGACGUUUUGUUUGGGGUCUGUCCAAGAACAAGAGGAGAGGUGGCCGAAGUCACAGCACAAGUCCAGAUUGGAGGUGGUGCUAACAGGUCCUCUGUUGUCCAGGUGUUCUCUGCCGAGGUUCCAUUUGAUCAUGCAGCCUUGAGGAAGUUGAGCGGGGCUAGAACUUGCUGUGGUUAUAUUUAAUCCCUCACCCUCCCCCGCCUGUGUUUGAGUUGUGAAUAAAUGUCCCAGUUUUGUUUUUUGUAUUUAAAGUUGUUUUCUGCUGUAACUGGAAGUGAAAAUUCUGGGGUGCUAUUUACAAUAAGGUAGUAUGGGUGAUUAUUAAAUUACUUCUCCUGGGAACUGAAUUCCAUGCGAGAUUUUACAUUGGAUGUAGUCUUAAAUGACGCUGCUGGGUAUAUUUUUCUUAGAAGUUAAAAAACCAAGAGUAGCAGUGAGAUAUGUUUGUGGUAUUAGAGAAUAUUUAUUCUGUUCAUGUAUAGUCUGUCCUGAGCAAAUGGAUGUUGUAGUGAAUGUUUUUUUUUGUUUGUUUGUUUCUCAUGCCCUACUUGCUGCUACAUUCGUGUGUGCUUCUAGCUGUCUCGGGCAUUCUGCCAGACCCUUCUUCCCUGGAGGACCCUGUGCCCGGUUCUUGGUUCCCUCUUCGGCAGCCAAGUGUGAAGGCCCCAUAGAGUAGAGGAUCCAGAGCAGCAUUGAGGAGGCCAAAGAGAAAAAGGAUGUGGCUGAGGCUGGGGGUUCUUAGCAUGGUGGAAGAGAACCAGUACCACAGACCCAGCAGGUAAUAAGGUGUACAGCAGAGGACGAAGGUCAGCAAGAGAAGGAGGGCCAGUCACAGGGCCCCCAGGCGGACAUGAGGGUGAUUGUCUAAGGAGCAGUGGAGCGCAGAUCCAUUGGAAGGGGCUGAAAAUCUAGAAAAUAUCCUUGGUUCAGAGCCACUCAGCUUCUGAAAGGAGUAUAAGAUGAAUUAGUGGAGGGGAAGUGACAAUGAGAGUGAGCUCCCCCCACCACUGGAAAUAAAUACUGCAACACCCCUUCCCCUUCCCAGCUUGAGACUGCGUGAUCCCCUUCCCCCAGGGAUUGUGGCCAACAUGCUGAGGAAUGGUUUCUGAUCACGUUGCUGUGUUAUAUGUGAAGUCCCCACAACUCCCUCCAGACUUUGGUGUUAAAAAGUAUAGGGAAAUGCAGACCAUUUUACUCCUGAAUCCGUGUCCAGCUAACUUGACUUCAGAGGACUAGAGACUGCUUAGAAUCAAAUGCAUUUAGUAAAAUGACCUGUAGCAUCAGGUGCUAGAGAUACGGUGAGGGUCUCACUUUGGAUUAGUGACUGACAGCUGUCAGGUAGAAAGCUAGGUCAUUAGGCUAGAGGCAACAACUUUGGGGGUGAGGAUUAGGGCCUGGGAUUGGAAUCUCACCAUAGUUCCCUUUCCUUGUCCAGAGCACGGACACACUGAGGACGACAUGGCUAUAGCUGAUGGCCACGGCAGCAGAAGGUGAAGAGGUUAUAGGUGGUCUCUUACCAUUCAGCCUUAAAGCUGCCCUUGGUGCCACACUGAAGUGGACUGGGCUAGCUAGUUGGAUGGUAUGGAACAGGAACAGCUAGAGUGGAGUUGAAGACUAUUAUAAAUGGUCUCCCUCUCCACCUACCCUGCUGUGUCACAGUAUUCCUCUCGCCCGUUUUAUUUGCGAUUUACCAUGUACUGUAAAAAGCUUUCUCUCAAAUACUUCUGAUACUUGGGAACUUGAUAUUACAAAAAUAAGUACUUAUUAACUAUCCCCAAUACUUUUUUUUAUCAUACGAAGACAAGUAUUAGGCUGAAUGAGAGAGGAAAGGAAAGGAAAGGCCUGUUCUAAAGAAGACAGAAGAGUGAGGGAAUUGUUUCACAAAGGGCUCAGGUAAAAUUCAAUGUUGUCACUUUCCCAUUUGUUCAAAAUGGGUGAUGCUCAUUUGUUGUUGAACAACCUAGGGAGAUUAUACAUCUGUUGAUGGGGCGAAACGGUUUAAGAAAUAGUCUCUUGAGGACUAGUGGUGGCAUUGUUUGCACAAAACUAGUUGGUGGUGGCAGAGGUCAGUUGUUUUAACUGUAAACCAAAAAAAAACCCUGUUGCCGUCAAGUCAAUUCUGACCCAUAGCGACCCUCUAUGGGACAUUUUAAAAGAAGAAUACUUAAAAUGAAAAAGAGAAAUAUUAAUGUGAUAGUACUCGGUAAUUUUAAGCCAGGAUCUUAAGGUACACAUAGACACUUGUUAAUUUUAGGGAGGUGGGAGAACAUUUCUAAAAGUGGGCAAUAACAUUCACUUCUAGUGUUUCUGGUGUAAUCCCUUCCAUCACUAAGGGGAAAGAGAAUGUUGAAGUGGGGAUGUUUAAAGUAAGUAUACAUGUUUUCACUGACCCUUGUGCCCUGUGUAUCCCAGGUACUAUUUCUUUUCCCUUAUCAUGAAUUUGAGUCAGGAUGCCUGUGAGAUUGGCCGACUGAUGGAACAAGAGUCUGCAGAAUCUACUGCUCCUAUCUUCUAUUCCAAAUCUGAGGAAAUCAUUAUUGAAUUGGGAGCAACAAAGGAUAAAAAACAGGAAAAGAAAGAAACAGCAGACGUGGUCAAGAAGUGCGUUCUCUUUGUUAUUUUGCGAUGAGACCUCUGGGGUUCGGCACCAAGGCAGAGAAAUACAAUAGUCUUCCCUAAUCCGUGGUUCACUUUCUGUGGUUUCAGUUACCUACGGUCAACCUCGUUCAUGCUUGUGUUCAAGUAACCCUUAUUUUACUUAAUAAUGGCCCCAAAGAGCAAGAGUAAAGGUGCUGGCAUUUCAGACACGUCAAGGAGAAGACGUAAAGUGCUUCUGUUUUAUUAUGUUAUUGUUAAUCUCUUUGUGUAAUUUAUAAAUUAAACUUUAUCGUAGGUAUGUAUGUAUAGAAAAAACAUACCUAGGGUUCUGUACUGUCCACAGUUUCACACAUUCACUGGGGAUCUUGAAACGUAUCCCUCACAGAUAAGGGGGGACUACUAUAGACUGAAAGCACUUAGUUCUGCUUCCCUUGGUCUGGGGCUUCCCACAGUUCCCCACCAUCACUCCUCCCAUUCCUUCCAGCUUUAUUUUUAGCUGCCAAUGGGAGGGGGCAGGAUGGGAGGGAAAGUAAAGAAAACAGAAAAUGAGAGGGACAGAGGCACAGAAGACUUCUCAUACGGACAGAAGAACAUCCAGGCAUGGAGCUCCCCCUCAUGCCUCACCUGUCCUUGCCGCUGAUGUUCCUGACCGGUGACGGAGCUUAAUUCUUGGCUUCUGUUGGGAGUGGAAGGUGUAUGGGCCUGGCAUUGGGACCUUUAGGGUUGAGAUUCUCUAGGCGUUAGGGUGGGAGGUCAACAGUGACUCUGUAUUUUUAUAGACUGUAUGUGUGUUGGUACAUGUACAACCUUGGGGUCUUAUGCCCACACGUUUGAUGGCUUUAAUAUUGAAACUAGCAGGGGUCUGAAGCUGUCUAGGUUCUGGGAUAAGAUUUGUGUCCAGUUAUUUAAAAUUUUUGUUCUAAGUCCUGGAGGAGUGAAGAAAUGGAAAAGACCUUCCAUGCAGCUAUUCUGAUUUCUGUUGUCUACCCUUCCCUCCCUAUUUCCGCAUUCUAGGGAGCCCUGGUGGCACAGUGGGUAAGUGCUCAGCUGCUAACCAGAUGGUCAGUGGUUACAACCCAGCAGCCUCUCCACGGGAGAACGAUGUGGCAGUCUGCUUCUGUAAGAUCUACAGCCCUGGAAACCCUAUUGAGCAGUUCUGCUCUGUCGUAUAGGGUCACUGUGAGUUGGAAUUGACUCAGUGGCAAAGGUUUUUUGGAGGUCCAAGGGGCCUGAGGCAUGACAUCCUUACUGAUGUGGUCAGAACUGUUGAGUUUAUUUAACCAAUUAGCAACAGUGCUGGUCAUACAUCCCUUGUCAGUAUCCCGGAUGCAAAAAUUUCACAUUCAGAACAUUCUUUUGAAAAUGGAUGUGGCUUGGGAUAGAGCUAUAGCCAGUUGUGGUUAUGGUGGUGGCCUGAGAAAGGGUUGCUUGAAAGGAAGCAGUAAGACAGUGGGGGAGAGAACCCUGGGAGGGACAAGAAGGCCUGCAUUUUUUUCCUCCCCAGUGCCCUGUAGAUUGUUUCUUAAAAUACCAGCUCUGAGUUUAAAGGUGUGGGGUGGGAAAGAAAGAAUCAGCCAGGACAUGACGGGGCCCUUUAGAGGGGGCCAAGGGUUGAGGAAGCCAUGGAGGUAGGCAGAGGGGCAGUUGGGAGGGUGGGUGAGUUAGAAAGGAGGAGGGUCGUGGGAAACUUUGGGGCGGUGGGACUCUUGGCAAGGAAGGAUGGCAAACCACAUGUGUGGGCAGGCAAGCUGCCCCACCCACUUAAUUACCACUGAGGUUUCCAGGGCUGGGAUCAACCAGAGACCGAAACAUUGGAGAGAGUGUGACAGUGACACUGGGAGUCAAGAAGAGAUGGAAAGACAAGAAGAGACUCAGACACAGUGGUACCUAGCCCUCUCUUGUUCUCCCUGUGGCCCUGGUUAUGGGAGAAUUUGAAAGGAAUGGUUAUGCUGGGGCUGCAGAAAGGCCCUCUCCCUCUUUUGUCCCUCAGUUUGGGGAGGAGGAUGUGUAGGAGGGAUGAUGUGGAAGAGUAAGCUGACCCUCCAGACAUGUCUGUCAAUGAGAUUUCAGGACAGGAGUGGAAACACAGCUGUGCAUCUGCAUGGCAGAGGGCCACAGGUUAGACAUCUGGAUCCAAACACAGGAAGGGGAUCAUCUGUGGUUGGGGCUCUGAGUACAUGACAUUGACAGAAGCCAGGAGAGUUUAUGAGUCAAAAGCAGGCAGACAGACUGAGAUCAGCGCUCCUCACUGCUUCUCUCUGGCUAUGGCUCUGGGCUCUCGUUGGCCUCUCUGACUGCUUCAUGCAAACAUUAUGAUCCUAGCCCAUUGGUCUCUGCUCCCCGUUUAACCUGGCUGCUCAUCGCCUACACCUGCUCCCUGGGCCACUCAACGCUGAGUAUGGAUACAGUGUCCAGUAGUGUAGAAAUGUUUAGCGAAUGGGAAAUACCCAGUGUGUAGUAGCCAGAUAAAUGGCUUUAGGUCAUUUUGUGAAAGAAGUGGGAAAAUCUCUACCAUAUACAGUUGCCAUGGUGUUACAGGGUCCUUCCUGGGGACCCUGUCUGAGUCCUUAUAUUCCAAGUCUGAAAAACAGCUAAAUUUGGAAACUUUGCCAAGAGAUCAUGGCUUUUUUUUUUUUUUCUUUUUAAUCAUGGCUGCCUUCAGCCUUCUGAUCAUCCAUGCUUGAUUUCUUUUGAUUGCGUAGAUUGAACUUUGCCGUUUUUGCCUGUUAUUUAUCUUGUCCCCUAAGGAUGCCUUGUUCUAUUAACCAUUUUCUCAACUCAGCGUUCUGGCUGCCACUGUGAUCUUCCCUCUCAUUAUAAUUAUCCUCACCUUGCUUGUGAUGUUUAAGCAGUAGCACCUGGCUUCCUGUUUCUGGAUUAUAUCUUCGCCAUUGCUUUUGGGAAGUCCAGAUUUAUCAUGCCGUCUCCUAUUUUCCGGACUGGCCCAUGCGACAGCCAUGAUGGAGUUUUUCAGUGUUGCUGGUUCCCUUCUCAUUAGCGUGUUUUUUGUUGCUUUGGAAAAGAUUGUUCACUGGACUGUCUUGAACAGCAUCAUAUGAUAGGUUUUUCAGCCCUACAGUAGAAUAUCCAUUCCGGCAUGACCACUUUUGUGUCUUUUGAUUCUUCCUCCAGUCAUCUCAGAGCCCAUAACCUUAAACGAUGCUGGAGGAAGGCACACUGGGCUAAUCUGGAGCUUGGACAUAAUCUGUAUUUUGCCAGUCAACAUAAUUGUUCUGUAAUGUGUCACCUGUGUCUUAUCGACUGUGCAAAAGCAUUUGACUGGUUCACAACAAAAAAGGAUAAUGCUGCGAAGAAUGGGAAUUCAAGAACACUUAAUUGUGCUCAUGAGAAACCUAUAUGUAGACCAAGAGGCAGUUGUUCGAACAAAACAAGGGGAUACUGUGUGGUUUAAAGUCAGGAUUGUAUCAUUUCACCAUACUUACUCAAUCUGUGUGCUAAGCAAAUAAUCCGAGAAGCUGGACCAUAUGAAGAACGGGUCAUCAGGAUUGGAGGAAGACUCAAAAACCUGUGAUAGGCAGAUGGCACAACCUUGCUAGCUGAAAAUGAAGAGGACUUGAAGCACAUACUGAUGAAGAUCAAAGACCACGGCCUUCAGUGUGGAUUAUACCUCAACAUAAAGAAAAUAAAAAUUCUCACAAUGGGACCAGUAAGCAGCAUCAUGAUAAACAGAGAAAGACAAGUUCUUGAGGAUUUCAUUUUGCUUGGAUCCACAAUCAAUGCUUAUGGAAACAGCAGUCAAGAAAUCAGUCCACUCAUUGCAUUAGGCAAGUCUGCUGCAAGAGACUUUUUUACAGUGUCGAAAAGCAAAGCUGUCACUUUGAAGACUAAGGUGCGCCUGACCCAAGUCAUGGUGUUUCAGUCACCUCAUAUGCAUGGGAAAGCUGGACAAGAAAUAAAACUGAAGAAGAAAUUGAUGCCCUUGAAUUAUGGUGUCGGUGAAGCAUAUUGAAUAUAUGAUGGACUUGGAAGAAGUACAGCCAGAAUGCUCAUUAGAAGCAAGAAUGAUGAGAUUUAGUCUCACAUAGUUUGGACAUGUUAUCAGGAGGGAGCAGCCCCUGGAGAAGGACAUCAUGCUUGGUAAAAUAGAGGGUCAGUAGAAAAGAGGAAGACCCUCAAGAUAGACACAGUGGCUGCAAUAGUGUGCUGAAACACGGCAGUGAUUGUGAGGAUGGAGCAGGACUGCACAGUGUUUUGUUCUGUUUUACGUGGGGUUGCUGUGAGUUGGAAUCAGGAGCUUCUAACAACAACAGAUGUGUCACGAAGCUCAGAUUAGAAAUCACUUAAAAAACUUGUGACCAGAGCAGAGGCUAUUUGAUUAAGUUCAAGCCCUGAAUGCUCUUGGUACAUGUUUUCCAGGCGGUGUCAAAAGUUUGCCACAGUUUUAUCCCUUUGUUGCUUAUAAUUUGAAUACGCAAUCAAUCAGUUUUAGUGGAGUAAACCGAUGGGAUGACAUCUAUAUACUUUUCUGUUAAUUCUCACACUUUGUGAUGGGACUCGGGUGGUCUGAGAUCCUUUAAGGUCCCCAGAGAUAGAAGUCCAUUUGGCUUCUUCAAACCACAGGGAAGCAUUUUCAGGCCCAGUAAUAACCAAGGAAUCCUGGAGAAUAUGCUCAUAGGACAAUUCUAAAUUGUUCAGCAAAUAUUUCCCUCUCCUCUUGGGGAUAUGGCGUGAAGUUCAGAUUGAGACCAAGGUUUAAAUGUUAUUUUCUCCAUCAGCCUCGGUUGAGAGCAAGUGCCAGUCAUACCCUGAGCCUCAUCUGCAGAAGGUAGGGCCUGGGAGAAGGGCGUAUAAGGGGACAUUAGGGUAGAAAUAAGGGGGAGCUGUGGAGGAUUCUUGAGAGGAUUCAGGCUCAGAAAAGUUUUUCUGAAGACUUUAAGAGCCUCAGUAGGGUUGUUGAGGUUUGACUUACUGAGCUAUUUCUUGGAUUCCUUUAUACCAGGCAAGUAAGCAGACCACUGUACAUCUAAAAAUUUUGCUCCCUUUUGUUUCAGGGCUUCUCUUAGGUGGAUUAGUUUGGGAAUGUUCCAGAAGCCCAAAGGGGGCCACUGAAAUUAAUUGAGACCUUAGUAAAGUUUUGCCAGUAGAUAUAUUGGCCCGGGGGCGGGAGGAAGCACUGUUCUGUCAAAUGAGAAGUUCCCGUGUUCUUAACUGAUGGUACCUUACAAGAAGCCUGGGACUCUAGCCUCAAAAAUAUACAGAGUCUUAAAGUAUGUUCUUAACUGUGCUUCAAGGGACUGUCCUCUUUGAGUGCCAGCAAGAGUCAUCAGGAGACUAUUUCUUAAACCCUGCUUGCUCCAGUCAAGAAAUCUAUAAUCCCUCUAGAUUAUUCAACAAGGUAUGAAUAUCCUUGUUUUGAACAAAAGGGGGGACUGAGAAAGUUGAAUUUUAUAUGAGACCUUUAUUAAGGAAAUCCCUCACUCUUGUGCAUGUUACUGUGAAAUUUGCUUCUUGAAAGAUGGAUAGGUGUUAGCCAGCUGAGCAAGAGAGACUUAAUCUCUUUAAAUAACUUUAGAAGAGCCAUUUUUCUUUCUUAUCUCAACCUUCCUGUCUCCUUCAGCCUCACUCUUUUCUCCCUCCACCUCUGUCUUCUGGAUCCAUCUGACCUUGUCAAAAGGAAAGUAAACAUUCUGAACAAAAUGGCCCUAAUCUCAACCUUAGUAAAUCACUCACCCAUCCCAGCAGUCAGUCCCCCCAACUUUCUUUUAAAAGCACUUAGUUCUUUGUCUUUCCGGAGUUGGAGCUCACACUUAGUUCUGGUGUCCCACCCUUCCCGCUGUGGUGAUCCUCCCCCAGCACAGUGCUCCAUCUUCUCCCCAUUUAUUCCUUUCCCCUCCGUUACAAUAGUCCUUUUUGAAUAAAAGUCAUCCUUGCCUGUUUUCAUAUGGUCCAGUGAAAUUAUUUCUUUGAUAAGCAACAGAGUCCUGUCUUCAAAAAAUUUACGGAACAGUGCAGGAGACAAAUGAGAAGAUGUUUACAAUAUUGUGUGCAGUUGAAAAAGUAUAAAAUUAAAGGUAAGCAUAAGGAGCCUAAGAACAAUGGAAGGAUGUUUGACCCAGACUUGAACAGUCAGGAAAAACUUCGCCAAGAUGUUAAAAUUUGCUUCUUGAAAAAUGGAUAGGUGUUAGCCAAGUUAAAGCAAGAAUGCUGGGGAGAGUGGAGGAUAGAGCAUUUCAAAGUGGUUGCUGAGGAAGUUGGAGGUGUGUGAGGUAAAAAAAAAAUGGUGAGUAAUGGGCUUGGAGGGGAAGGGCCAGCUCAUAUAUAUUAAACUUGUACCGUAUACUGAGGGCCGUGGAGAAACUUAAACAAUUAAAAGGUAGAGAGUGAUAUAAUCAGAUGUGUACUUUUUACCUUGGCUUUGUUGUGGAAUGGAUGUCAAAAUUGGAUAUAAAGGGAACCCCUCACCUUGAGGACCAGUAAAUCCAAUCUCAAUCUUGGAAAGGAGCUAGAAGUGCAGAGAAUAGCUCGAAUCUCAAUCUUGAAAAGGAGCUAGAAAUGUAGGAAAAAGCUAAGUCUAAAGCAGUCCUUAUAAACAAAAACCACCACCAGAGUCACAAAGGGCUGUUGCAGGUAUGGAUAGAACAAGCAGCAUCUCUGAGACUACAGAAUGAGGAUUCUUAGGUCUGGAAGGAAGCUAAGAAGGGUAUUAAUUUCAGUCUAUACAAUGAGAAUGUACUAUAGGUAAAUUCAGAUUUAAGAUUGCAUCCUUAAAACCUCAAAAACAGAAAUAUAACUACUAAAAUACAGUCUGACUGUAGCUGUAAGACAAAAAAAAUACUCCUAACAGUAUGUUCUACAGACGGACCUCUGUUACCCCAAGCUUUAAGAAGCCUAUUGCCACAGUGUAGUAGAAUUACACAGUAAGGUUUGUUUAGAUGAAGCAAAUUUUAGGUAUGGACUGGGAAUUAAAAGCCUGUUUUUGUUACAUUAUUGUUUUUUCCUACUCCCCCCCCCCCCACCCAGUCUAGGCUGUACUACUAACAAGCUAUUUUGACUUUGGCAAAGUCACUUGAAAUCUGUGGGCCAUAAGAUGAUGGAAUAGAUGAAUUUCAUUCUUUCUUACAGCCUGACAAUCUGACAAUAAUUGCUUCAAUGGCAGACCGGUGGUGUCAAGUGUGAUACACAUACAAAAGGUGAUAUUUUUGUCUCCAAAUUAGUGUCUUCUUCGAUAAACUGUGGAGCCCUGGUGGCACAGUGGGUAAGCACUUGAAACUACAAGCUACUCUGUGGGAGAAGGGUGUGGCAGUCUGCUUCAGUAAAGAUUUACAGCCUUGGAAACCCUAUGGGACAGUUAUGCUCUGUCCUUUAUGGUCACUGUGAGUCGGAAUCAGUUCCAAGGGCAGUGGGUUUGGUUUGGGUAAAUUUUGCAUUAUCCAUAUGCUGUAACUAUAUUUAAAAUAGAGUGUCAAUAAAAAAAAUUUUUUUUUUUUUAAAUGUGGUAUAAUCAUGUGAGGGAGUACUGUGGGUAGUUGGAAAUGAUUUAUUUUUGUAGGCUGAAGUUACCAAGUAUCACAUGUACUUGAAAGUAGGUAGUAAACUUGAAAUAAAAUAAGAAAAAGCAGAAAUAAGAGGACACUGGACCAUACUGAAGUCCAGAAGCCUUCACUCUUUUUGUAGCUCUUCUAACAUCUCUAGUACUUUUAGGCAUCCCAAAACCCAGUGCCAUCAAGUGGUUCCGACUCAUAGUGACCCUAUAGGACAGAGUAGAACUGCCCCAUAGAGUUUCCAAGGAGUGCCUGGCAGAUUGGAACUGCCUACCCUUUGGUUUGCAGCCGUAGCACUUAACCACUAUAUCACCAGGGUUUCCUCUUUUAGGCAUAGCACCAAAAAUAAAACAAUAUAUAUGAACUCAUGAUAGAGGAAUAUAUGAACUCAAGAUAGCGAUGAGGAAAGGCCCUUAUCAGAGACCACUACCCAAGUUGGUCAGAGCAGACUGAUAAUUCCAAGUCGUUCAUAAAAUGCGUAUGUCUAUGGCUGAUACUCUUCACCUGUCCUAAAAGUCCCUCAUGCCUCCUGAAAUGACCCCCAAAUGCCUUUGACCUAGGAACCUGGUACCUACUGAGCCUGCCUUUUAUCAAAGGAAUAGUGAGUCUGCGUUACCAGAAUGAAGGUACUAACCCUGAAGGUUGAAACUGAAAAAAAAUACCCUACUGAUUGAAACAAAAAAAUCCAGCACCUUACCAAAAAGAGAGAGAGGCAGCCAACAGCAUUUGGAAAAUGUGAACGUUUAUUUAACAUUGUUUCACUAUUACAGUUACUAAACAAAAGACUAUUACUAAAGGAUACUUCACAAAGUGGCUGCAAAAUGGUCUGAAAUCUAAGGGCCACCUAUUUUAUACAAGGUUUCUUUUUCCAUAGAAUUCAUCACAGCCAUGCCAGGAAAAUCAUUUCAGCUAGAAGUGUUGGUGAGGUGGUGAAGAUAGCAUUCUUUUACAUAAAGUACGGUGUUAGAACAGUAUUUGAAAAGUUGGAUUCGAGUUUCAGGAUUUAACAAACUUAAUAGACAGCUCCAUAUUCAAGAUUAAGUGGAAGAGAUGGAUUUUCAAGAUACAAUUCUAACCUUUAAAAAGGGCACUAAGGAUGAACCAUUGCUCAGCAUCGCACAGCUCACUGACACAAGAAUAGUAGUUUCAAUCAUCUCAUAUGCAUGGGAAAACUGGAUGAUGGAAAAGGAAGACCAAAGAAUAGACAUAUGGAAGUUGUGUUGGUGGAGGAUACUGACAAUACUAUGGGCUGCCAGAAGAAUGGACAAACCAGUCUUGGAGGAAGUAGAGACAAAAUGUUCCUUAGAAGCAAGGAGGGUGAAACUUUGUUUGACUUACUAUGGACAUGUCAGCAGGAGGGACGGACUGCUGGAGAAGGACAUCACACUUGGUAGAAGGUCACCCAAAAAAGGCAGACCCUUAAUGAGGUGGGCUGACACAGUGGCUGCAACAAAGGGCUCAAACAUAGCAACAAUCACGAGGAAGGUAUAGGACCAGGCAAUGUUUCCGUUACACAUAAAGCCACUAUGAGUCAGAGAUGAAUAACAGCAACUGACAACGGUAGGACUACUCAUAUGGGAUUACGGAUGAAUUGGGAGAUCACAUAUAGCCACCAAUAGUCAAUGAGUGAAGGUGUAUGUGUGGCUAUGAUCUAAAGUUUCUAUGGAGCUUCCAGACUAAGACUAGGAAGAAAGCCUGCUGAUCUACUGAAAAUCAGCCAGUAAAAACCCUAUUGAUCACAAAGGUCUGAAUCACACUGAUGCACAGGGAUGGCUCAAGACUAGGCAAUAUUUCCUUCUGUUGUGCAUGGGGUCACCGUAAGUUGGGGGCCAAUAACAACUGUUUAAGAGGGUGGCAGUGGGGAAUCAUUUCUAUUUAUCUGAGGACUCCACUCUAACUGUUCUUACUCAAUACCAUCUGCCAAGUUGGCCUAUUCCCUUUCCCCCAGUGUGUCACCAAAGGUAGUUUAAAGGCUUGAUGGCAAGUGACCGCCUAUAACCUCUUCACCUUCUGCUGCUGCUUUCAACACCCAUUGACUGCCAUGGCCAUCUGCUAUAGCCACAUAGUCAUCAGUAUGUUGAAGUUCCAGACAAGGAAAGGGGACCAUGAUGAGAUUCUAAUCCCAGGCCCUAAUCCUCACACCCAAAGCUGUUGCCUCUAGCCUGAUUACCUAGCUCUCUCCCUGACACCUGGCAAUCAGUGACUAAUCCAAAGUGAGACCUCACCUCAUCUCCACCAUCUGAUGCUGAUCAUUUCACUGAAUGCAUUUGAUCUAAGCAGUCUCUAGUCCUCUGAAGUCAAAUUAGCUGGGCAAGGAUUCAGGAGGAGGGUGAUCUGUAUUUUACUUUACUCUUUGACACUGUAAAGUCUGGAGAUAAACGUUAAGGGCUUCAUAUACAAUACAGCACCUCGAUGAAAACCCUUUCUCCAACCAUGUCAGUCAUAAUCCAUAUGUGGAGAGGGUAAGAGAGUCCUAGGUUGGGAAGGGGAGUGGAGUUUGCAGCAUUUAUUUCCAAUGGUGGAAAGAGAGAGAUCCAUCUCACUGUCUCUGCUCCUCCAUCAAUUCAUCCUAUAUUCAGUUCAGAAGAUGCCAGUGGAUUUGCACUCCACGGCUUCUUAGUCACCCUCGUGUCCACCUGGAGGCCCCACAACUUGCCUUCCUUGUUUUGCUGACCUUCUUCCUCUGCUGGAUGCCUUAUUACCUGCUGGGUCAGUGGUACUGGUUCUCCCCCACCAUGCUACCUGAAGUUCCCCCCAGCCUCAGCCACAUCCUUUUCCUCUUUGGCCUCCUCAAUACUCCUCUGGAUCUUCUACUCUAUGGGGCCUUCAUACUUGGCUGCUGAAGAAGGCACAGAGUCCUCAAGGAGGGAGGGUCUGGCAGAAUGCUCCUGAGACAGAUGAAAGCACAAAUAAAUGUGGCAGGAAAAACUAAAGAGACAUUCCUACAAUAUCCAUUUGCUCUGAACAGAAUAUAUAGGAACAGAAAAAAUAGUGUUUAAUACUAUAAGCACGUCUCGCUGCUAUGCCUGAUCUUUUAGCUGUCCGGAGGAAAAAAAAAAAUUAGUGUCUCCAAUCUAACAAUGACCAAUGUAGAAACUCACAUGGAACUCAGUCCCUGCAAGGAGUACCUGCACAAGUGACUGAUACUGCCUUCCUGUAAAAACUAAUUUGUAGCUUUCAAUGUUGGUGCAGAGAAACAAUUUUAAAUAUAGAAAAUAAAAGUAAGACAUUUAUUCACAACUCAAACAUAAGGCAGACAAAGGCUAAGAAAUUAAAUAUAAACACAGUAAGUUCCAUCCCAAUUUCUCCAGGCUGCACAGUCAAAUGGAAUCUUGACAGAGAACAGGAGGACAACAGAGGACCUGUCAGCGCCGCCUCCGGUCUGGACUCCUGCUGCGUCUUCGGCCACCUCUAGGGAAAAGGAGGAGAGAAGGGGGUCCAUCAGAGUGACGUCUGAUAAAGCCCUUAUUCUUUCUGCUCACAUUCCCUUACCAAGAUAGUCACUCCUUUCUCCACCUUACCUCCUCUUGCUCUUGGGUGGACCCCGAACAAAACACCAGUCUACACUGAUGGGCUGUCCCAUCAAAUCCUGGCCAUUGAGUCCCUCCAUGGCAGCCUGGGCCUCCUUGUAUGUUUCGUACUCAACUAGAGUAUACCCCUAGAGGAUGUGAAAAAACAAAUAUCAAAACCCUUCUACAUCACCAAGACUUACUGGACAUCCUUUUCCUCAAAUCUAAACUCAUACUUCGACAGAAAAAACUAUAAGUUUUAAAAAAUGGUCUGUGGGAAGGAAGGCAAUGAGAUUUGAUUUUGGAUACCUUCAGGUAUCCUGUACGCCUGUCCAGGUUCAAGUGGAUAUUUUUUAUUUCUCCAUAUUCUGCGAAUUUGUCAUGGAUAUCUUCUUCAGUGGCUUCCUCGUGAACUCCAGUGACAAAAAGAAUCCAGCCUUCAACAGCUGUUGAUGGGGGAGGGAGAUGAACGUAGAUGGUUUUGAGGACAUGACAUAAAAAAAACUUUAAGCUGAGCUAUGGCAGCUAAGAGGCUGCAGACUUCAGUAUUUUCUCAGGCUAUCUCUGACCCCGUUCCUACACGGUUUUAUUUUAUAGGUCCUAACUGCUUAAGGACACAGAACCCCACAGGUUCCACUUCACUCACAGCGUUGUGGUCCGGGUUCAUCGCCAUCCUGCUCCACGCUGUCAUAAUCUUCACGCAUCCGAGCUCGGGACCCCUCUUCUAUAAGAAACGCACAUCAGAUCACCAGGAAUUCCCCUCUUACCCCACCGUUCCCCAUGGGGGUCUCCAAAACUCGUAGCUCCCGCCCUCCUGGACCACUCCACCCCAUUUUCUCAACGAAUACUCACCAGAACCAAAACCGCGGCCUUUCCGUUUCUUUGCUUUUUCUUUCAAUUUGUGGAUGCUCUCUGGAACCAAGCAAAAAAAGGGAAUGAGUAACAAAGGCAAAACCCAUUUGUAAAAACUGGCCUUUUACCAAAACAAUAUUUAAAGUGUGGAUCCCACUGUCUGCAGUCCCAGUCCCUUCCCGGUCCCACCCCAAGUCCUCCCAUAGGGGGUGGAGCCUCUGACCCCAGCGCCCACUCUCCCUGCCGGGGAGAAAGGAGACUAUGCUUUAGUAAUACACCCUUCCCUCUCUCCUCCCCCGCUCCCCGCAGCCGUCUCCGCUGUCUUCACCGUCCCCAUCCUCAUCCAUGGCGAAGUCCUCGCCCCCGGCCUCAUGAAGAUCCAGCACGUCCGCCAUCCUGCUUUCGUUGUUGCUCUCGUCCGUGCCGCCCAGGCUCUAGGCACCUCGGGAAACUGUCGCGGAGGGGAAAGGUCGCCAGUCAAGUUGGCCAAUCAGAAGCCAACUCUAAAUUCCUUAUCCGGCGCAGUGAAAAUACGCAAACGGAGGCGGGUCUUAGCCGGGAAGAUGACGGAAGUGAUCCGGUAGCCAGCUUGGGCAGGUCGUGAGGCAGCUUCAGCCGCGUUGUGACGGCCAAACUAUGGGGGAGUAGGCGGAGUCAGGGACUCCACCUUCACUACGGCCACGGAGGACAGCUGCAGACAGUGAAGUCUGACCUCAUUUCUUUAUUAAAAGAUUGCUUUCCAUCCUAUCUAGGAAAUGAGGAUGGAAGAAUACUUCGAGGUCUUGUACCUUGUUACGAGGUAUCUGAUAGCUAUCUGAUAGAACUAUUAAAAAAAAGUUCAGUGAGCAAUGUUGUUUCAAAAAGUUGCUUUGGAACGUAUUGCAGAACGGAAUACAUCUCUUUUAAGAAAUUAAAAGGUCGGGUUGCUGUUGAAAUACAAUUAUCAGAAAGGUAUUAACAUUUUUUAAAAGAUAAACUACUCCCUACCACCUCUUGAGACUUAAGGGGGAAAAAGUCAUGGUUGGACUCAAACAGAACGCCAAUGUUCACUGCAGUUUAUUUACAGUUGCCAAAGAGUGAACACAACCGAAGUGUCCAGCAGAUGAAUGGAUAAUCAAAAUGUGGCAUAUGCAUACAAUGGGAUACUAUUCAGCCAUGAGGAGAAAUUUAAUCCUGAUACAUGCUACCACAUGGACGAACCUUUGAAAACUUGUGGAGUGAAAAAACAUAGCUGUAUGAAAGAGGACCCCUUCUUCCAAAGGCAUGGGAUCACCUUGUCCUACUAGUUCCCAUCUGUCUGUCUCUGGACAACCCCAGCUGUAAUCAACCAUAAGCAAGUCUGGACUGGUUAAAGAGGAUUAUUGUAUGGUGGUGUUUUUCCUAAUAGCUGUCUAAUCUCACCUUGGCUUCUGCUUCUCAGAGGACCUGAACUGAUAAUAGUGGUACUGGGAAUGGUAUGAGAAAAUAGGCAGUAAGAUGGUUUGGAAACUAACUCGCUGCCUGAGUGGAACAAUCAAGGAUAAUCCAUGGCAUUAUUAUUGACCAGCGGUGACCUGGGAAAAUGUCUCAGUGGAGAGAAAGACCCUAGUCCGUGAGAUGUUUCAGGCAUUUAAAAGAUACAGGGAAGGGGAAGGACAUAAGAGUAUUUGUCUACUCAAAGACAUGUUCAUAGCAGUAUUUAUAUUGAUAACCGGCAAAAAGUGGAAACAAAUGUCCAAUUGAUGAAUGAACAAACAAAAUGUUGUAUAUCCAUGUAAUGCAAUACUACCGAGCAAUAAAAAGGAACGAACUACUGA
Messenger RNA from Loxodonta africana (African savanna elephant), 22482 nucleotides. It is a transcript of the gene LIX1L, whose product is annotated as limb and CNS expressed 1 like. Gene Ontology annotation, cellular component: cytoplasm. Lineage: Eukaryota; Metazoa; Chordata; Mammalia; Proboscidea; Elephantidae. Gene Ontology annotation, biological process: autophagosome maturation. The transcript has 13 exons. Bases 74 to 1081 code for a protein of 335 amino acids. The record is from RefSeq and is a predicted model, not a curated record.